Aspergillus oryzae RIB40 is the source of this 486-nucleotide messenger RNA. RefSeq lists its product as uncharacterized. The record is from RefSeq and is a predicted model, not a curated record. Lineage: Eukaryota; Fungi; Ascomycota; Eurotiomycetes; Eurotiales; Aspergillaceae. The transcript is spliced from 2 exons. The coding region runs from base 1 to 486 and encodes 161 amino acids.
AUGUCGGGCACCUCUCCACCCACACCGAGAGACCAUAUCACCAUGGUGGACCACGAUUAUAGCGACUGCAGCGAAGAUGUAUCGUUAAUCGGCGCCGAUCGGGAGCAUCGACGGUCAUCCACCCCGGACGGACUAUAUCAACACAAAAUCAACAGGCACUACAAUCCGCUCUAUAUCGCGGUAGUCGCCAGCUUGACCUUUCUGAUUACUGAUAUAGCCGGCCAAAUCAUCGUCGCACCCCGCCUGGCGAUUUUCGAACACAUCAUCUGUAAGGCGUAUUAUACCCAGGUUUCGGGCGCUGCAGGCACAGGAAUGGGAGAUUGCAAGGUUGAGCCAGUGCAGAGUGAACUGGCUCUGAUCAAUGGUUGGCGGGAGAUGUUUGAUAAUAUUCCAGGUACUUCCUAUACUCUGGCCUGGCUCAUUUGCCUCCAUAGCCAUCGCAGUUUCUAUACCCUAUGGAGUCGUCGCAGAUCGGUUUGGGCGUAA